CCCAUUGUAUAGAGCCGAGGAAACCCUGUGCGGUGAGCAGCCAUCUUGAGCCAGGAUAACCUGCAAACCUCUUCUGAACAGCUCCAAAACGCCGAAAGAUUUCAUUCCUGAGCCACCAUGGCCACUGCACCAUAUAACUACUCCUACAUUUUCAAAUACAUCAUUAUUGGGGACAUGGGAGUAGGGAAGUCCUGUUUGCUUCACCAGUUCACAGAAAAGAAAUUUAUGGCAGACUGCCCUCAUACAAUCGGCGUGGAGUUCGGGACGAGGAUAAUCGAGGUGAGCGGACAGAAAAUCAAGCUGCAGAUUUGGGACACAGCAGGACAGGAGCGCUUCAGGGCCGUCACCCGCUCCUACUACCGCGGGGCUGCAGGGGCACUUAUGGUCUACGACAUUACCAGGAGAAGCACCUACAACCACCUGAGCAGCUGGCUUACUGACGCCAGAAACCUCACCAACCCCAACACUGUCAUCAUUCUCAUAGGAAACAAAGCGGACCUGGAGGCCCAGAGAGACGUCACGUAUGAGGAGGCGAAGCAGUUCGCUGAGGAGAACGGUUUAUUGUUUCUGGAAGCCAGUGCAAAAACAGGUGAAAACGUCGAGGACGCUUUCCUUGAAGCCGCUAAGAAAAUCUACCAGAAUAUCCAAGAUGGCAGCCUGGACCUGAACGCCGCCGAGUCAGGGGUGCAGCACAAGCCCUCGGCGCCUCAGGGCGGUCGGCUGACCAGUGAACCCCAGCCCCAGAGGGAAGGUUGCGGCUGCUAAUGACCGAGCAAAAGCCCCACCGCUCCACCCACCCCCUCGCGUUCCUCCAUCCUUCUUUAUCCGUUCUGCCCGGCCUCCUUUGAGUAACCCCUCCAUCCAUUCCGACGCCUUUGUGCGCUCAUCCCUCACUGCACCAGGAGCUGCGUGAGAGCAGGGCUGCGGAGGAAAGGCAGGGCGAACAUCGACUUAACGCCAGACCGAGCCGGGCUGUGUGGACUACAUCUCUCCCUCCUCCUUUUGCCCGUCUCUCUUUGUUGCCGUCUCACUCGUCCUAAAACUGUCCGUGUUUUUCAGUCCCAUAAUGCCGCUGUUCCGCUGCCCCCUCAGUCGUCCUCCCUCCCAUCAGUAGGAUUUGUAGAUGACACCACGAGUCACUGGUCACUGACACUUUAGAUAGACUCAAUGUUCAAUCGAUAAUAAAGCAAGACUGUUUUUUUUGUU
This is a messenger RNA of Poeciliopsis prolifica (blackstripe livebearer), 1206 nucleotides long. It is a transcript of the gene rab14l, whose product is annotated as RAB14, member RAS oncogene family, like. Gene Ontology annotation, molecular function: GTPase activity; GTP binding. Bases 118 to 765 code for a protein of 215 amino acids. Gene Ontology annotation, cellular component: phagocytic vesicle; recycling endosome; Golgi apparatus. Lineage: Eukaryota; Metazoa; Chordata; Actinopteri; Cyprinodontiformes; Poeciliidae. The transcript has 8 exons. The record is from RefSeq and is a predicted model, not a curated record. Gene Ontology annotation, biological process: phagosome maturation; defense response to bacterium; Golgi to endosome transport.